UCCACGCAGACACGGGGAGAAUGUGCAAACUCCACACAGAUUGUCGCCCAAGGGUGGGAUCGAACUUCGGUCUCUGGUGCCAUGAGGCUGCACCCCUGAGCCACUGUGCCAUGGUACCACCCAGGCCAUUGCCUUCUCUCUGGCUUACCCCCAGUCUAUGUCGCGCGCGUGUUUUCUCUCUCUCUCUCUCUGUCUCUCUCUCUGUCUCUCUCUCUCUGCCUCUUUUCCGCACCCGGCCUCAGACGCUGAGCAACCCCGACACGUGUCAUUCCUCACGUUGCAGGGAGAUGGGAGUCGGCGGACACCGCUGAGAGAGGCGCGGCCAGGAUGUUUGGCGGCGGAGGAGGAGGAGGAGGAGGGAGGCAGGGCCGGGCCCUGCUGGAGGCCCGCUUCCACUACCAGUACCAGGCCGGCGAUGGGAGGCUGGUCCGCAUGGUGGAGGGAGAUCGCUUCGUGCUGCUGAACAAAUCCAACCAGGACUGGUGGCGGGUCCGCAGAGAGGGCGAACCCAAGAGAUCCAAGCCCAUUUACGUGCCCGCUGCCUACGUGGUCGAACUGCCCGAGGAGGCGCCGGCAGCAGCCCACGCGGGGAAGCGGGCCAGCCUGCCCGGCAAGUUAAGCCCGUCCAGCCUCGACGUGACAGGUGCAUGGACGGGAGUGGCGACAGAGAAGAGGAGCACCCUCAGUGGGGACCCGGCUUUCCGGCAUCGCUUCAGCUGGGCAAACCUCGGGCACCUGGUCCCACAAAGCCCACGCGCCAGCCACCUGCUGACUCCCCAUCCCUCGGACAGGUGCAGGGGCAACGUGGCAGCCAUCGUCCACGCCUGGCCACCGGGGACGCCUCUGGAGUCGAGAGGACAGGCAGAUGGAGCUACGGUAGGGCCCCAGGGCGGACAGAGCUAGGGGGGCUCCGGGGGUUAAAGGGGGGUUGGAGUCUACCUACACGUUGCUUCAUUCAGGUCUCAACCUCCCACGAGGAAUGGGGUGAGGCCAUUCAGCCACUCAAACCAAACCUGUCCCACCAUUUCAUUUGCAAUGGUCUGGCACUCACAGUCUCUCUACGUUUCCCUCUCUCUCUGUCUCUCUCUCUCUGUCUCUCUCUC
Chiloscyllium plagiosum (whitespotted bambooshark) is the source of this 1103-nucleotide messenger RNA. The record is from RefSeq and is a predicted model, not a curated record. Lineage: Eukaryota; Metazoa; Chordata; Chondrichthyes; Orectolobiformes; Hemiscylliidae.